AUGCGCUUCACAAUCGCCGUCCUCGCCGCCGCCUCUCUGGCCACCUCAGCCGCGGCCGCUCCCCUGAACAUCUUUGAAGUCUUCACCGAGGGCAGGUCGUGCAGCGGCGCCGAGUACACCUGCGGCAAGCUGUUUGACAGCAAGCAGACGUACGUGUGCCAGAACGGAAAGUUUAGGAAAGGUGCCAAGUGCGCAAACAGCUGCAGCAAAUCGGGCGAGGGUGUCGUCUGCGAUUUGUGA
This is a messenger RNA of Pyricularia pennisetigena, 240 nucleotides long. RefSeq lists its product as uncharacterized. NCBI's taxonomy places the organism in Eukaryota, Fungi, Ascomycota, Sordariomycetes, Magnaporthales, Pyriculariaceae. The record is from RefSeq and is a predicted model, not a curated record. The transcript has a single exon. Bases 1 to 240 code for a protein of 79 amino acids.